Salvia miltiorrhiza (redroot sage) is the source of this 2635-nucleotide messenger RNA. RefSeq names its product F-box/LRR-repeat protein 3-like. The record is from RefSeq and is a predicted model, not a curated record. Lineage: Eukaryota; Viridiplantae; Streptophyta; Magnoliopsida; Lamiales; Lamiaceae. The transcript is spliced from 7 exons. Gene Ontology annotation, biological process: SCF-dependent proteasomal ubiquitin-dependent protein catabolic process. Gene Ontology annotation, cellular component: SCF ubiquitin ligase complex. Gene Ontology annotation, molecular function: protein binding. The coding region runs from base 384 to 2384 and encodes 666 amino acids.
AAAAGUGGGUGACUCCCUACGCCACAUCUUGGCGAAAAUGCCAAAAAGGGUAUUCUCGUAAUUCCGGUAUUCUUCUUCCUCAGAGCUCACCUUCUUCUCUUCGGCUCAACAACUGCUUAUAUUAUCCAUGCCAACAUUUUUCUGUUAACGGUUACUUCUAAAUUCCAGAAUUGUUUUUCUGCUUAUAAUUUUGUGGUUAUCAACCUAGAUUCUCUCUCUCACUACAUAUUAUUACUACUAUUCAAUAUUCAUCAUCUCCGGCUUCGAAUCUCCUCCUUCAUUCAGAGCUAAACCCCACAAAAUCUGAGUUAUAAUCCUUACAUUUAGCUAAAAAAGUUCCGAUCUUUACCUUUAUACGCAACAAAAACUCAGUCCCGGGAGAAAUGAGGAACAAAAAAUCAGUCCCAGAAUCCAGCUUCAGCCGCUUCGAUCUUUUAUCCGAAGAGAUAGUGUUCGUAAUCCUCGAUUUCCUGGAAGAAAACCCUUGUGAUAAGAAGUCAUUCUCUCUAGUUUGCAGGUCAUUCUACGCCAUUGAAUCCCGUCACCGGAGAUUCCUGAAACCCCUGCGCUCGGAGCAUUUACCGAAGCUUUUGAUUCGAUAUCGCCAUGUUUCAAAUCUCGAUCUCUCGUUGUGUCCGAGGAUAACCGACGCCGCGCUCGGAGAGAUUUCCGGCGGCUGUAAGGAAAUGCUGAGGUCGAUUGAUCUUUCUAGGUCGAGGUUCUUCUCCCACGCGGGGCUGUCGAAUUUGGUGGCGAAUUGCUGCAAUUUGGUCGAGAUUGAUCUGUCGCACGCAACGGAGCUCAGGGACUCGGCGGCGGCGGUGGUGGCGGAGGCGAGGAAUUUGGAGAGGCUGUGGCUGGUGAGGUGUAAGUCGAUUACUGAUAUUGGGAUAGGAUGUAUUGCUGUGGGGUGUCGGAAAUUGAGGCUGCUUAGCUUGAAAUGGUGUUUGGGUGUGGGAGAUUUGGGGGUGGGAUUGAUUGCUGUCAAAUGUAAGGAGAUGAGGAGUUUGGAUCUCUCUUACUUGCCGAUCACCAAUAAAUGUUUGUCACAAAUAUUAGAGCUGCAACACCUCGAAGAUCUGGUUCUUGAAGGAUGUUUUGGGAUUGACGAUGACAGGCUCACAGCCCCGAAACUAGGAUGCAAAUCAUUGGAGACGCUUGAUAUGUCGAGCUGUCAGAAUGUGAGCCACGUUGGCUUGACUUCUCUAACCAGCGCUGCUGGAAGUCUGCGGCAGCUCAUCUUAUCAUAUGGCUCUCGUGUGGAUCUUGCUCUUGCUGAUAGUUUGCAGAGCCUCUCAACGUUGCAAUGCAUAAAACUCGAUGGCUGCCAGGUCACGUGCUCGGGGCUCAAGGCCGUUGGGCACUGGUGCGUCUCCUUGAAGGAGCUGAGCUUGAGCAAGUGUGUCGGGGUGACAGAUGAAGGGCUGUCCUCGCUCGUCACCAAGCAUAAACACUUGCAAAAGCUCAACAUCACCUGCUGCCGCAAGAUAACUCAUGUCUCGCUCGCCCACAUAACGAAUUCAUGCGCCUCCCUCGUCUCCCUCAAGAUGGAAUCCUGCUCCUCGGUCCCUGCUGAAGCUUUUGUCUUGGUAGGGCAGCGCUGCCAGCUUCUCGAGGAGCUCGACCUCACUGACAACGAAGUAGAUGAUGAAGGCCUCAAGUCCAUCUCGAGCUGCUCGCAGCUCUCGAGCAUUAAGUUGGGGAUCUGCCUGAAUAUAACCGACGAGGGCCCUACGCAGAUUGGCCUUUCGUGUUCGAAGCUCAAAGAGAUAGACUUAUACAGAUCAGCUGGGAUUACAGAUUCGAGCAUUCUAGCCAUUGCUCGUGGCUGCCCCGGCCUUGAAAUGAUCAACAUAGCCUAUUGUACGUCCAUAUCCGAUAGCUCCUUGAUAGCCUUAUCGAAAUGCACGAAGAUGAAUACGCUAGAGAGUCGAGGAUGCCCCCUUGUCACGUCGUUGGGCCUAGCUGCCAUCGCUGUCGGAUGCAAGCAACUCACGAGAUUAGACGUAAAGAAGUGUCGGAACGUAGACGAUGGGGGAAUGAUCUCUCUCGCUCACUUCUCCCGGAACCUCAAACAGAUAAAUUUAUCCUACACGAGCGUUACGGACUUAGGGCUCCUGUCGCUCGCGAGGAUCAGCUGCCUGCAGAGCAUGACCCUCCUCCACCGGGAGGGCUUGACUCCGGGAGGACUAGCCGCUGCCCUCUUGGCGUGCAGCGGGCUGACAAAGGUGAAGCUUCAGGCGUCGUUCAAGUCAUUGUUGCCACCUCGUCUCUUUGAGCAUUUGGAGGCCCGCGGCUGCUCGUUCCAGUGGAGCGAAAAGGUGCUUCAGGCUGAAUUGGAUCCUAAGUGUUGGAAACUACAGUUGGUAGAUUCGGAGGAGUAGGUGAUCUCAUGAUACAACGACGUAUUGGAUCUGUAAAUUAUGAUGAUUGAUGAUAAUAGUUAGAACAAAUUUUUUGUAGUGAAGAUUUUGAUUCUCUUCUGACCACCAAUUUUUUGACAAAACGGUGGAGAAGACUGUCGUAUCGAUGUUUCUAAAUAUCAGUAUCACCUAAAUCGGUGUUCGGUUACCGUUAAAUUUACGGAUGGACGUUCAAAUAUAUAGAUAUUUGGGUUAAUAGUGUUUUCCGUCUC